Molecule: messenger RNA, 4490 nt
Organism: Cherax quadricarinatus
Lineage: Eukaryota; Metazoa; Arthropoda; Malacostraca; Decapoda; Parastacidae
Source: RefSeq, a predicted model, not a curated record
GUGCCGCCGACGACGACACCCGUGCCGUGGCUCGCACCGACCUGCCGCUCUCACCUCUUAGUCCUACAACUCACCAUCACCGUCAAGCCUUCGCCGGUCUCCUUGACACCAACACCACUUCGCUGUUAGUAGCACUUAGCCGUCAAGAGCAGCUAGCUAGCUAGCUAGUGCUGAGCGUGCCCGCUUGCGUCCACUGCUGACACACGGCUGUUGUGGAGAGCUGUCCACCGAGCAUCUCUGAGGCAGUGUAACGCAACACGCUUGACGCUCUGGACCCGGAGGCGUCACAGAGGAAGGUGACGCAAGGGAAGACUAGGUGCUGCUGCUGCUGCUGCUAGGAAGGAGAGCCCAGGAGUGCCUGGGACUACAUUUAAACAGUUUAUAUUAGCGGUGUUUGUGGCCUCGCGGCAUACAACACCACCACCACCACCACCAUCACCUCCCACAUGGCGUUCGCCGGACUCAAGAAGCAGUUUAACAAAGCCAAUCAGUUUAUGAACGAGAAGAUUGGCGGAGUUGAAGGAACUAAACUGGACGAUGACUUCGUGGAGAUGGAGCGGAAAACUGACAUCAUGUGUGAGUUGGUGGAAGACCUGCAGCUCAAGACGAAGGAGUUUUUGCACCCGAAUCCCGCCUCCCGGGCCAAGAUGUCUGCCGUGAAGGGUAUUGGCAAGUUGUCUGGGCAGGCCAAGGCUUCCACCUACCCGCAGCCUGAAGGGGUCCUCGGCGAGGCCAUGGUCUCCUACGGCAAGAGGCUGGGCGAGGACAACCCCUACGCGGCGGCCUUGGUUGAAAUGGGGGAGAGUAUGAAGCAGAUCGCUGAUAUCAAAUACAACCUUGAUGACAACAUGAAAAUGAAUGUAUUGGAACCUCUGCAUCAGUUGGCAACUAAAGAUAUUAAGGAGGUUCAGCAUCACCGCAAGAAACUUCAGGGAAGGAGGUUAGACUUCGAUUGUAAGAAGAGAAAAAAGGAUAAGGCAUUUAUCGCUACGCCCAGCAGUAGUCCAGCUCGCAGCCCGGGCUGGGGGGGAGGUUCCCACGUCACUGAAGAUGAAAUCAAAAUGGCAGAGGAUAAGUUUGCUGAGUCACUGCAUUUGGCACAGAUGGGUAUGCAUAAUCUCCUGGAGAAUGAUGUUGAGCAGAUUUCGCAACUUGCAACCUUUGCAGAGAACUUGCUUGAUUAUCAUAGACAGUGUACUGAGAUCUUGGAAGUUCUGGCAGGAACACUCCAUGACAAGAAAAAUGAAGCUGCUAGUAUUCCAAAACCAGAGUUUGUGCCAAAGACACUCUCAGAACUAGGAGUGAUGGACUCCUUGAAUGGUGGCUUACCAUCUACCAAUGUUACAGCAGGCUCGUCCCCCCUGCCUUCCCCAAUGAACUCAGGCCAGCCCAACUGGGAUCCUCUCUUCCCCCCAGGAGGCCCCCCGCGCUCUGCUAAUGCAUCACCAUUGCCAUCACCUAUGAAGAGUCCUGCACGUUCCCCCAUGCUGCAGACACCCUGUGCACAGGCUCUAUAUGACUUUGAACCAGAGAAUCCUGGUGAACUGGGCUUUAACGAGGGAGACAACAUUACCCUUACCCAGCGGAUUGAUGAGAAUUGGUUUGAGGGAACAAUUAAUGGAAAGACUGGGCUCUUUCCUGUGAGCUAUGUCAAUGUGACAGUGCCUCUUCCUUAAAUUCUCCCAACAUCCAUACCUGCUGCCACCUUUGCCAAGACCCAGGGGCUAUUCAUCAUCUAUCAGAAAACAAAGUGCUAUUGAAGUUGAUUUGUUAUUGUUACACCAUGAAAGUGUAGAUAAUCUGUAUGAGAACAAUUUAUGUAGAAGAAAUAAAGAAGAGUUUAUUGUAUAAAGUCUCACCAUUUUAUAUUCAGAAUUAUAUUAUAAUAUAAGUAUUCCAGUUUAAAAAUACUAGGAACAGUAUACUUAUUAUUAAAGCAUAAAAAGCAAAAAGUUCUGAGGUGUAUAAAUUCUUUGAAGGUCAUUUAAAUGAGUGACAAAGUUGUGCCAUUGCUUGAAAUUUAAGUUUGUAAAAUGCAUUUUAAGGGUAAAAUUACAUUUUCAUUUUGUACCAUUAUAAUCAGAUUACUGUUUACAUCAGCAUGUUGAUUAAAUUUGUGAUUAAGGCAAUUGUUGUAUUAUAUCUGUUAUAUAUUAAGUGGAAAGGAUUCAAAAUUUUACAGUAAUUGAAUUUAUAUUUUUUCAAGUGUAAUAGUACAGUAUCUAUAGUAUUUUAUUUACAAUGUUAAAAGUGCUCCUUGCAUAUAUAUAUUUUUUAAAUUCUAUCUUUCACUAUCAAAAUGAAUAAGGGUACAUUUGCAGCUCACAAUUUCACAUUUAUGAAUUCUGUUUUGCAUUCUGAGCACUUUCCUAAUUUUUGCAUAUUGCAGACUUACUUUUAAGACAUCUCUUGCAAUCAGUCACUGGUGCUGAUAACCUACCAAACAAAAUUAAUGCUUUUCCCACUCGAUUAAAAAUUUUCUUUAAAAAAAUUAAAGUACCUAAUGACACACAGGAAAAUUUGUUUGGAAGCCUAAGAAUUUAAAAAAAAUCAUAAGGAAAAAUGCAAUAUUUUUGUAAAAAGAGAAAAAUUGAGGUUUUUUUUUUAUAUUUUAGCAGCCAUUAGAACAUGUUAUACUGUACAAUACAUUUCAGCCAGCACAGUAAAUAAUUUAACCAUUUAAAUGUGAUUAUAUCAGUGUGUUGAUGCAUUUUACUGAUUACAUAUCACUUUAAUUCUUUGUAAAUUACAAUUGACUGUCAAGUUUAUUAGGGAACUUGUUUGGCCAGAGUUGCUAUGUAGUAGGGCUCUCUAUGCAGUCUCUUGCACACUUAUUCUAAAUAAGCUCCCAUGGGUCUGGGUAGAAGGCGAUAGUGUGUGAGAGAGAGAGAGAGAGAGAGACAGACAGACAGACCUAACUUCGCAUUGAUUAUUGCCCCGCUGAUCAUGGGUGAUCCUGGUCCAGCUUCACUGUUGACUACCACAUGAAAGAACUAGAUUUUAAAAAGUCUUUUCAAGGAAAAAUGUAGCUUUAGUUUAUCUUUCAAUAGUCACCUAUUAUAUAUAUACAUAUAUAUGUGUGCAUAAGAUUUAAUUUAUUAAGGGAUGAUAAGAGACUGAUUAAUCUAUAUUCUGUACACCAUCCUUGUUAUUGUCAGGUAACUCCAUUGUAUAUUGUCCUAGAAACUUUUAUCAAAAUGAUAACAUUUAAAUUUUAAUCUGAAUCUUAUUUCAUAAACAUUGAUACCUUCAUGAAUGAAAUGAGCAGUGGAAGGCAACUCUUUCCAUACACUAAAUGGAAAACUGCAAUGUUAAUAAUAUACUGUAGAGUGAAAUAGAGUGAAAUUUAGCUACUGCACAUUGCUAGUACAUAACUCUUAUAUUCUUUGAAGUCCUCAGCAUGAAUAUUAUUUUAAUGCUGUGAAGCAUUAUAUAUAUAUAUAGCUAAAUAAUUCUAUAAUUUUUUUGAAAUUUAAAAGCAAUGAUACUGCAUAUUUAUGCUAUAUUUUACCAUCUGUUCUAUAACAAGUUAAAGAGUAGUCAGUGGUUGAUUUUGAGGAAGAGCAUGAAUAUAAUCACUACUGCAGAUAAUAAUAAAGCACACUUUUCUCUUGAAGCACCCAGAUGAAGUGGACUUAUCAGUGACAGGGCAUCAGUGUUAUUCUCAAAUCCUAGUGUCUUUGAAAAGUCAGCCAAUUGUUGUAUAUGUAAUAUUGUGAUGUUUUAUGUGUCUCAGAUGUUAAGUGAUGAACCUGGAAGUUCUGUUAAAGGUGGGAAUGUAUGCCUUUAUAGAAGUUAUAAUAUUGUGCUGAGUGGAAUUAUGAGGAAGGUCAUUGUGUUUGUAACUUAGAAAUCUUACUCGGCCAUCAUUUUCUGUCAUGCCUCUGUGCCACUAGUGUUGUAAUAUAUUACUUGGCCAAGUACCUAAAAGUUAACUACAUAAAUUAUGUUGAGUAAUUAUGAAAUACACAUAGCAAAUUAAUAUACAGUCAAACUCCGUUAUCCUGAAACUAGUCGAGCCGAAAAUUCGCUGCCCCACAAAGAAUACUUUAAAAUUGAUGAGCAUAACACUUCCAGUCAAAAUCAUAAAAAAAAUUAAAAUACCUUUAAAGAUUAAUCUAGAGCACCAUAUUUUAUCAACACUAUAUUUUUGUAUAGUAUUAAAACUGUAAAUGCAUGCCAAGUGGUACUGUAGUGAUUUAUGGAGGUCACAGAUGACACUUGUUGAUGAUUGCAGUGUUUACAACAUACAAAUCCCAAUGCUUUAAAUUUGAAUUUAAUAAUGAACUAGCUCUUUCCAUGUGCCACAUUUACAAGAAAUGGCUUGUAUCAAUGCAGCUGAAGGACAAUGGUUGAGCUCCUCAGUCUCACGUCAGCUGAUGUCCAGACAUGGACAGCAGAGGUAGCAGCUACUCUGCCCCACAAAAAUGCAUUCUCACUCACAGGCAAGUACUUACACACACACACACACACACACACACACACACACA